AUGCCUACCCAUACGCCCUCCCCGCACCGCUUCCUAGCACCCAAUCCACACUCGACCCAGAAGUCUAAGAAACCCCAAUCCGGCCUGCGCAGUGCUCUCGCUAUACAGACACCAGGCCCUAUAAAAAGAGCGCAACAGAAGCCUGAGCUAGAGUUCAAGAGACUGACGCCUGCGAAACGCUUCGUACUUGCGCCGCCACGACAGACAAAUCAAGUCAUCAAAGAGGGGCGCGAUGAUGCGCAAGAAGAUACAUUCACCCACUUCACGGCGCUUACGAAGCCACCAAGGAAGUUUGAGCGGGUAGAAAGCAUAGAAGAACCAUCUCAAUCAAGCCAAUCAGAAGCGCAGAAUGAGAAUAGUGAGGUUGUCAUGCAAUCCAUCGAAGGUGGGGACGCGCAGCUGGGCCCUUGGAUAGAACGGGAGGAAAACCAAGAAGAUGAGAUGCUCUUCGAAUCAGUCCAAACGAACAAGCGUCGCCGUAUAUCUCCAGCAAGCUCCCCAUCGCUCCAACGACCGUCUGAGCCCUCUACACCUGUUCCCGUAUCUAAUGCAACGACGCACCGCUUCAAAGUCCCACCGCCACGAACACCUGCACCCUUCCCCAGUAUCGCAGCGGUGACUUCCACCCCAGCAGCUGCUCCGCAACGCCCACACUUCAUACUCCCCGCACUACCUACCUCACCACCGAAACCCUCUCGGCCACUCCCCGAGAUCUUCUCUCCUACACGAAAGAACGGCAAAUACGUACACAACGGUCUAGCCUCGACAGUGACCAGCUGGAUCAUAGAAACGGCGAAUACAGGCUUCGCGGCGCAGGAUAGGGGUGGUGUGGUUUGGGGUCGUGAUAAGGAGGAUGGCGUCAAGUUGCGGAUUCGGGUGUCGAGCUUAUCGAGGGGUGGAGAUGAAACGCAUAAAGAAGAUGAGGUAGAGUGCUAUGCGGGUAGCGUUGUCUUCGCACGAGGUGACGCCGAACCUGGCAUGUAUAAUGCUUCGAGAGCAGGGUGUACAGGUGGCGAAGAUGGCCCAACCAGAAUCAUGCUAGCUGGUCAAGGCGGUGCUAGAGCCUCAGGAGGUGUGCUCGUCAAGGCGGGGAGUGUAGUUGGCAUCCGCGCGCCUAUGUGGGAUGUUGAUGUCGGAGAGGAGAAAUGGACGGUGGCUGUGGACUGGGUGCUACUAUGA
Alternaria atra is the source of this 1179-nucleotide messenger RNA. RefSeq lists its product as uncharacterized. Bases 1 to 1179 code for a protein of 392 amino acids. The transcript has a single exon. The record is from RefSeq and is a predicted model, not a curated record. NCBI's taxonomy places the organism in Eukaryota, Fungi, Ascomycota, Dothideomycetes, Pleosporales, Pleosporaceae.